AUGGCCCACAAGCCAGGAGUCCUACGUACCAUCAACAGCUGGUCUGAAGAAUUUGGAGGCCAGUGUAGUGAUUAUCUCCAGCUGGCCUUUAUCACUUCUUGUCUCUUUAUUUUUGUGGGAGGUAUCAUUAUCAUCUUGAUGGUCAGAGUAAUCCGAUACGUAUUACAUGGGUGUUUCUUUAGAUAUUCCAUUCGAUUUCAGCUGUUUACCAAUAAGAUGCUCCUGAUGAGUUUUUGGAAAGGAAAGUUCCAAGACAGGGUGGUUAUGAUGAUCUCAGCUCAGACGUCUAUAGGCCGUAUUCUGGUAAUACUGGUGUUCCUAUUUAGUAUUGGAUCACUCAUCAUUUACUUCAUCAACUGUUACAGUGUUAAAGAGUUUUGUCUCACCUUUCAAGACCAGACAAUUGUAAUUGAUCUAUUCUUUAAUUUAUUUUUUCUUCUGUACUUUGGAUUGCGGUUUUUGGCAGCCAGUGACAAGCUAGCAUUCUGGUUGGAACUUAAUUCCAUUGUGGAUUUCUUUACCAUAACUCCAGUCUGUAUAGCCUUCUAUCUCGGAAGAAAUUGGCUUGGUUUACGCUUCCUAAAAGCAUUGAGAUUAAUGGAACUUCCCAAAAUUUUGCAGUUCCUCCAAAUCACCACAAGUGGUACUGCAAUCAAGCUGUCCAAACUGCUAGCUGUAUUUGUCAGUACCUGGCUCACGGCUGCAGGAUUUCUUCACUGGAUGGAGAAUUCUGGAGAUCCCUGGGUAUAUCACAGCAAUCAUCAAACCUUGACUUACUUUGAAUGCUUAUAUCUGAUCAUGGUAACUAUGUCUACAGUUGGAUAUGGAGAUGUUGUGGUCAAAACCACCAUAGGACGUGUGUUCAUACUUUUCUUCAUUGUUGGUGGUCUGAUCCUCUUUGCAAAUUUGGUACCUGAAAUAGCAGACAUUGUUGGAAGCAGAAGAGUCUACAGUGGUUCCUAUAUAUCUGUGAAAGGCAGAAAGUUUAUUGUUGUUUGUGGCAAUAUCACUCUGAGCAGUGUGACUGCUUUCUUAAUUGACUUCAUAACUCAGGACAGAGGAGACAUUGCCAGUGAGAUAGUCUUUCUGGGAGAGCAUCCUCCCUCUCUGGAACUAGAAACUAUAUUCAGAUGUUACACUGCGUAUACCACUUUUUUCCAAGGUUCCGUCAUGAAUAGUAAGGAUCUUCUGAGACUUAAUAUGGGCAAUGCUGAAGCAUGCCUCAUUUUAGCUGAUAUAUGUUCUACUGAUCCUUAUACGGAGGAUAUUUCCAACAUCAUGAGGGUACUGUCUAUCAAGAAUCAUUUCCCAAACACCAGAGUUAUAAUACAAAUCAUCCAGUCUUCUAACAAGGUUUAUUUGCCAAAACUCCCUGGAUGGAACUGGAAAAAAGGUGAUAGUAUCAUCUGCUUUGCUGAACUCAAGCUUGGGUUAAUAGCUCAGAGUUGUGUGGUGCCAGGUUUGUCCAUACUGUUGACCAGUCUGUUUAUUAGAGAAAAUAUCCAGCUUAAGGAUGUUUGGAUUAAGCAUCAGCAUGAAGUAGAAGGCCAAGACUAUAAAGUGAUGACUCAGCUUCUUUCCAAUGAUUUUGUUGGCAUGUCCUUCAAAGAUGUUUGCCAACUGUGCUUUCUGAAGAUGGAUCUAAUACUUCUUGCUAUUGAUUUUCGAACUGGAAAACAAGGAAACAGACGUUCAGAAGAAGAAGAAGAAGGAGAAGGAGAAGAAAUAGCUAGUACUUGCUCAUUGGAUAAUACAGGAAUGUUUCAUUGGUGUGAAGCUGUCCCUUUUGAAAUGGCACUCUUGAAACCCAAAAAGAGAUAUUUCAGUGACUUGCGUGAUCAUAUUGUAGUCUGUGUUUUUGGAGAUGCCACCUCGCCCCUGAUUGGAUUACGGAACUUUGUGAUGCCGCUGCGAGCUAGCAACUUUGCAUUGAGUGAGUUGAAGGACAUCAUCUUUGUUGGCUGCAUUGAAUACCUGGAACAGGAAUGGGAAUUCAUCCACAAUUUCCCAAAACUUCACUUACUGAAGGGCAGUGGGCUAUCUUGUGCAGAUCUCAAGGCAGCUGGCAUCCAAUACUGCAGCAUGUGUGCCAUUCUGUCAGCCAAUGCCACUGAUGCCAGUAAUCAGACUCUAGUGGAUACCAAAUCGAUCUUGGCUACCCUGAAUAUACGUUCCUUGCAGUUCAAGCAAACUGCAUCAACAGGUAAAACGUGGGCGCUCACUGAAGGUGAAGAUUCAAUUGGAGUUCAAUCACGCGUUUUUUCCAAACGGAUCUCUGUCAUCACCGAGCUUAAGGUAGCUGCAAACGCACAGUUCUUUCAACAGGGCGGAAUAGAAAACUCUGACAUGUUGGACCCUAAUUUAUCCAAAGGAUCACUGUUUUCUGAUAGCUUUUUGGAUUCUCUCUUGUGCACAACCUAUCAUAAUUACCAUGUACUGGCUUUGCUUCAGACGCUGGUGACAGGUGGGACCAGCCCAGACCUUGAAGAAUAUUUGGCAGAGGGGAGUACACUGAUUGGCAGUAAUAGCAAUGUGAUGUCCUGGGGAGUUAGAAACAGAUGUAAACUGGCUCUUUUAACACUAGUAGAUGAUCCACAGUUAAUGGAAGGGCUUCUGCUCCUAUUUGGUGAUGUGUUCACUAAAGCCCUUGAUAUGUAUGGAAUUCUUUGCUUCGGUAUCUAUCGCCUGAAAGCCAACCCCAAUCCAUAUGAUAUCAGGAAAGUAUAGUUUGUGAUUCCUCGGCCACCCACUAAUUUUGAGAUCCUUGCUUCUGAUCAACUCUUUUGCCUUGCUCCAUAUAACAUUUUAUCCAAAGACCUAACAAAUGUAGUGCAGACUAUUCCACCAAAACCUCCAAGGACUGCCCCUCAGAAGAAAGAAAAUGACUCUUCCUUUAUAAAUAAAAUCUUCUUUCUUUAA
Molecule: messenger RNA, 2919 nt
Organism: Protobothrops mucrosquamatus (brown spotted pit viper)
Lineage: Eukaryota; Metazoa; Chordata; Lepidosauria; Squamata; Viperidae
Gene: KCNU1
Product: potassium calcium-activated channel subfamily U member 1
Exons: 24
Biological process (GO): reproductive process; potassium ion transport; transmembrane transport
Cellular component (GO): membrane
Molecular function (GO): monoatomic ion channel activity
Source: RefSeq, a predicted model, not a curated record